AUGAUCUUCAACUUAGCUUCAACAUUGGCCCUUGCAACUCUUGUGACUGCCGUUCCCUUCAAGAGAUACGAUAAUGUGACUGACACUUCAUUGACAUCCUCGUCUGAAGUGGAUACUACUAUAACUGUUGACAAGUUUCUGACCAUUACUUUACCUUAUACUACACUUACUCUUGAUGCCACUGCCUCAGAUGAAAUCGCUUCAGCAGAGAGGGUAGCCUCGACAGCAAGCGAAGGAACAUCAAGGGCAUCUUCCGAUGAAGAAGAUGUUUCUAUUGUUACAAUCUAUAGCACUGUAACGGUCUCCGGAUCUAUUGUCACAACUGCAGUGGCAACCUUGACAACGACCUCGGGCGCCGUUUCACUGCCAACCACAACUUCCACGAUUACUCACUUUGUAACUGUUACCCAGGCUAACGGCUCUGUGACUACUGCAGCUGUGACAGAGGCAGCCUGUACUCCGACCACUGUGACUGUGACGAAAACUGAGACUGCUGAGCCUUCGUCAGCGACUCAGAACGUUUCAACCAUAACUGAAACUUUUUCGUCCUCCUAUCCUAUUGUCGCAACGUUUACACUUAGUGACUUUACGACUACUGUUACCUCUUAUGUUGAAGUGACUUCGUUCCAGACGACUGUUUCUACAUUGCAGACUGCAUCCAGUGCACCACAGAAUGGUACUUCGCAGUCUUACAAGAGACUCAGAAGAGGACUCUUCUAUGACUUCUGA
Molecule: messenger RNA, 729 nt
Organism: Sungouiella intermedia
Lineage: Eukaryota; Fungi; Ascomycota; Pichiomycetes; Serinales; Metschnikowiaceae
Source: the annotation of a GenBank genome assembly